CUGCUCGGUAGGCUCGGUCUUGUGCUCCCCGCCUUCAACGGAGUGGCCAGUGGCCUCUACCUCGGGGAUCACAGAUGCCGCGGAGGCUUUGAGCCGCUGUGAGCGCCAGACGGCGUACCUGGUCCGGCAGCGGCUGCCCCGGCCAGCAUCGGUGGAUGGGAAUGGUUGAGCCUUGACGCUCCUCCGCUCGCGGGCUCAGGCCUCGGGCCUGAGCAAGGCGAGCUUUAACUGCGGCCUUUCCAGGCCUGACCUACACAGGGGUUCCCAUUUAUUCCCCCGUAUAAUCACUUUCUAGGCCUAUCUUUUCUUUUCACUUUCUUCCCCUGGAAGGCCUAGAAUCGGUAACAGUUGCAAAAACAGCGGUGCCUGCAACACCGGUUGCAGCCAGCGGUUAGGAUAGGUGGUUGGUGUUUUGAAUUCUGGCGGCUUCCCGGGCCUGCCUUUCUCUGCAGCGGCCUGAAGGUCCAACCCUGGCAGCUGCAUUCCUGCUGCUCAGGCGCAGGAUGCGAUCUUUCUUCAGAGGUCACUGGUGCUCGGACCAUUCUCCCUAUGUAAGGAGUCGCAAGGGUCGCGGUUUGUGUCACAAACUUACCAAGGAAGUUGGUUGCUCUCCUUCAGACCUCCCAGGGGGAUGCCUAAAAAAGGAUCUGAGGUCACUGGUUCAGUUAAGGUGGACUGUCUUCUUCAGACUGCAGCCAUUGGCUGAUCUCAUCCUGGUGCAGGCCAGUUGUAGCUGGAUGUAUUUAGUACUUGAGAGUAGAGUUCCUGUAUCAGGUCAGACACUGGCUUUUGCAGCCUGAGGUUCUGUCUCUCAGCUUCAGUCAUACCCUCCUCUUGUUGCCUGUGAUCCAUACACACUGGUUCACUUAGCUCACUUAGCUUUUGUCUUCUCAGACCUCAAACUCGCUUCUUCUACCUGCGGUACUCCUCCCUACCAGUGUCACCUCGGCAUAGGUCCUUAGGGAAGAGACUUUAAAAAAAUCAGUUAUCUAGUUUAAAUGCUUCUUAGCUCUUUUCAGUGCUGUCAUUGUGUUCGGUGGUAUUUGAGUUUUCCCUCUACUAGACUGCUGCAUAAAGGAUGGAGCCUUCAUUGUUAACUUUCCACUGCCUAGUUGAAUGCAUGGCACAUGAGUGCUCCUCCCCACCCUGAUGUGUUUCUGAAGUGAUUUAUUCAUCACACAUACAGACUGAAGGAUGAACAAGGCUUUAAGGGGCAGAUACUCGAGUACCAGGACUGCUUCACCCAACUGCCCUGUCACUGAAAAAUAGUAUCUCAGCCAGGACAAGUGGAGGCCUUCCUGUGCAACUCAUGGAGGCGGUGACAUUUGGUGAUGUGGCUGUGCAUUUUUCCCGGGAGGAGUGGCAGUGCCUGGACUCUGGCCAGAGGGCCCUCUACAGGGAGGUGAUGCUGGAGAACCACAGCAGUGUUGCCGGACUAGCAGGAUUCCUGGUCUUCAAGCCUGAGCUGAUCUCCCGGCUGGAGCAGGGACAGGAGCCAUGGGUCUUGGACCUGCAGGGAGCGGAGGGGACCGAGGCAUCACGGACAUUCCAGACAGAGUCCACCAUUAAACCUGACUGUAAGCAGCCCUAUGAGAACAUCAGUCAACUCAAACUUCAGGGUCCUGGCUGUGGAGGGACUUGGAAUUCUGAAGUCUGGUCAGAGAGGUGUUCAAGUAACUGUGGGCUAACAGUGAAGAAACAUCAUGUGAAGAAGGGGAUUGGAGCUCCCAAGGCUGCCACCAAGGAUACUGCUCAGGAAUACAGAGAACUGAGAGCAAGUGAUCUGGAUCAUUGGCCUGAGAUACAUCAGAGGAACAGUACAGAAGGGUUGCAGAGAUGUGAGGUAUGUGGUAGAGAUCUCAGAACCUCUUUAGACCUGGGUUUGAACGCAGAGAAACCUCACAGAUGUCAACAAUGCCAAGAACAAUUACCUGACUGCUUGCGGGGAAAUCCUCCAGGUAAGUGUUGUGGAGAGAAGCCAUACAAGUGUGAGGAGUGUGGAAAAGUCUUCAGACUAUGCUCACAGCUCCACCAGCAUAAGAGAAUCCACACCGGAGAGAAACCAUUCAAAUGUGUUGAGUGUGGAAAAGCCUUCCGCUUGAGCUCAAAACUUAUUCAGCAUCAAAGAAUUCACACUGGAGAGAAGCCCUAUAGGUGUGAGGAAUGUGGCAGAGCCUUUGGCCAAAGCUCAAGCCUCAUCCAUCAUCAGAGAAUCCACACAGGUGAAAGACCCUACAGCUGUCGUGAGUGUGGCAAGGCUUUUAGCCAGCAGUCACAACUGGUUAGACAUCAGAGAACUCACACUGGGGAGAGACCCUACCUGUGCAAAGAGUGUGGCAAGGCCUUUAGCCAGAGCUCAACUCUAGCUCAGCACCAGAGGAUGCACAUGGCAGAGAAGCCUCAAAUCCCAAGAGCCUCAGAAGGUCCAAGCCUUAUUGCACAUCAAAGAAGUCAUGCUGUGGAGAAGCCAUUUAAGUGUGAUGAGUGUGGGAAAGCUUUUAGGUGGAUCUCUCGCCUGAGUCAGCACCAACUGAUUCACACUGGAGAGAAACCUUAUAAAUGCAACAAGUGUACAAAAGCCUUUGGUUGUAGUUCACGGCUUAUUCGCCAUCAGAGAACUCACACUGGAGAAAAACCAUUUAAAUGUGAUGACUGUGGGAAGGGGUUUGUCCAGGGUUCACAUCUUAUUCAGCAUCAACGAAUCCACACUGGAGAAAAACCUUAUGUGUGUAAUGACUGUGGGAAAGCUUUUAGCCAGAGCUCCAGCCUCAUUUACCAUCAGAGAAUCCAUAGAGGUGAGAAACCCUUUGAAUGCAUGCAGUGUGGAAAAGCCUUCAGCAUGAGCACACAACUUACUAUCCACCAAAGGGUCCACACUGGAGAGAGACCAUAUAAGUGUAAUGAAUGUGGAAAAGCCUUCAGUCAAAACUCGACCCUUUUCCAACACCAAAUAAUUCAUGCAGGAGUAAAGCCCUAUGAAUGUAAUGAAUGUGGAAAGGCAUUCAGUCGGAGCUCAUAUCUUAUUGAACACCAGAGAAUACAUACAAGAGCCCAGUGGUACUAUGAAUAUGGGAACAGCCUACAGGGGCCCACCUUUGUAAGUCGUAAAAAAGUGAACACUAUAAAGAAACUGCAUCAGUGUGAUGACUGUGAGAAAAUCUUUAGGUGGCGCUCACAUUUAAUUAUACAUCAGAGAAUUCAUACAGGAGAGAAGCCUUACAAAUGUAAUGACUGUGGCAAAGCUUUUAAUCGGAGCUCAAGGCUUACUCAGCAUCAGAAAAUUCACAUGAACCACUUACCAGUGUAAGUGUGAAUUAAUCUGUAUUGCUUUACAAUACUUAAUUUUCCAUAAGACCAUUUAUAUUGGUAAGAACUUAGAAUGUUGGUUAAAAAUUCAGAAUUGCUUUCUUAAAGACAGUAUCCAACUUCAUACAAAAUGUACACUUGCUGGAAUGUUGAUAUUCAUUCAAUAAAGCCUGUGUCUGUUGCA
Cavia porcellus (domestic guinea pig) is the source of this 3490-nucleotide messenger RNA. It is a transcript of the gene Znf7, whose product is annotated as zinc finger protein 7. The coding region runs from base 1310 to 3307 and encodes 665 amino acids. Gene Ontology annotation, biological process: negative regulation of transcription by RNA polymerase II. The transcript has 5 exons. The record is from RefSeq and is a predicted model, not a curated record. Gene Ontology annotation, molecular function: DNA-binding transcription repressor activity, RNA polymerase II-specific. Lineage: Eukaryota; Metazoa; Chordata; Mammalia; Rodentia; Caviidae.